GCUCUACACACGUUCUAAUGGCUGCUUGCUGACACAUUUCUGCAAUAGCAGUGAAUUUUCUACUUUUUGAUUAUUUACUUGACGUAAUCAAUCUUCUCCAAGAAAAAUGCCGGUUGCUGACAAUGAAGUUAAAUCCAGUUGGGCCGAUGACGUUGAGGAUAUCGAUGGUCUCGGUUUACCCCCUAACACUGAAGAAUACAAAAAUGGGCUGAAAAUUGUCACAGAGUAUGGUCUUGAUGAUGAUAAUAGGAAGUUCAAGGUGGUGCGUACUUACAAAAUAGAGAAAAGGUAUGUAGCUAAAGCCAUUGCCCAGCGUAAAAGUUGGCCAAAAUUUGGUCUUUCCAAGGAAGACAAACCAGGACCAAACCCUGCAACAACAAUUGUAUCUGAAGAUGUAGCCAUGCAGUUUAUUACAAACAAAGAGGAUCCUGAUAACAAGGAAGAUGACCCUCUAAUGAAGUUAAAAAGCAUGCAGAAGGGCAUUGUUAAGUGUCGUAUCUGUAAAGAGGACCAUUGGACAACACAAUGUCCUUACAAGGACACACUUUUGCCUGUCCAAGAAGCACUCAAUAAGGCUGAGGAGAAGAAGGCCGGCCCGCCUCCUGCCGCAGCUGCUGCUGGAGGACCGCAAGCCAAGGGUGGUAAAGAAGGAAGCGCCUAUAUUGCACCUGCACUUCGUGAUGGUGGCAACAGAAAAGGAGAGACUAUGGCUAUGGGUCGACGAACUGAUGAAGGGUGCACUGUACGAGUAACCAACCUCUCGGAAAACGCUCGCGAUUCCGAUCUUCAAGAAUUGUUCGGCCGUAUUGGCGAAAUCUCACGCAUCUUCCUCUCUAAGGACAAAAACACUGGCCAAUCCAGAGGUUUUGCAUUUGUCAGCUACAAACGACGAGAAGACGCCGAACGAGCAAUCAAGACCUUGAAUGGUUUUGGUUACGACCAUCUUAUCCUGACUGUCGAAUGGUCUAAACCAUCGGGAACACAGUGAAAAAAAGCCUAAAAUUCCUUCAUCAAAUAUUGGAUGCUACGAUCAUGUAAAGGGAUAAAAAAAAUACACGCAAAUGGAUUCCAA
Daphnia pulicaria is the source of this 1072-nucleotide messenger RNA. Its product is annotated as eukaryotic translation initiation factor 3 subunit G-like. Lineage: Eukaryota; Metazoa; Arthropoda; Branchiopoda; Diplostraca; Daphniidae. The record is from RefSeq and is a predicted model, not a curated record. Gene Ontology annotation, molecular function: RNA binding; translation initiation factor activity. The transcript has 8 exons. The coding region runs from base 107 to 988 and encodes 293 amino acids. Gene Ontology annotation, cellular component: eukaryotic translation initiation factor 3 complex; cytoplasm.